Messenger RNA from Caenorhabditis elegans, 606 nucleotides. RefSeq lists its product as uncharacterized. The coding region runs from base 116 to 433 and encodes 105 amino acids. NCBI's taxonomy places the organism in Eukaryota, Metazoa, Nematoda, Chromadorea, Rhabditida, Rhabditidae. The transcript has 3 exons. The record is from RefSeq and is marked reviewed.
UUUUAGGUUGUUUGGUUCGUAAAAAGACGUCUCUGCUUGCCUAACUCUGAUCUAAACAAAAAAUAGAACUCAAAAGAAAGAGAAAUAGGAAUAUAAGGGUGGAGCUAACCGAUCGAUGGUAUCUUCGGAAAGUCGUGAAUGCAUAGUGUCCCCUACAAACGAGUCAAGGGUUUCUGUUAGUGUAAUUGAUAAAAUGAACAACUACAAUCACCCUCCACCAAGAUCAUUUGACUUUGACGAUGAGCCACCGAUGGUUAAAUUGGAUUUUGAAGCCAAUAAUGGGGAAAGGCCAAGAGGUGGAAGUGGACGACGUCAACUCGAGCCAAUAUCACAGAGUACACUGAACAUGUUCGCCUGUCUCGUUGCAGCUACAAUCGCAACUCUCGCAGUUAUCGGACUCGUCAUUACAUUUUUCGUACUGGCUUUAAAAUAAGCUAUUAUCAAGCAAAAUGAUUAAUUCAAGAAAGCAGAAUAUAUUGUAUAAACUUGCACAUUCACUCAAAAUCUCAUUAUUGUAAUCUUGAUAUUAAUACGGAAAUUAUUGUAUACUUACAAACUCAAAAUGUGCAAAAUUUUUGAAAAAUCAAUAAAUAUUUACCUCGUCUU